Molecule: messenger RNA, 1778 nt
Organism: Phragmites australis (common reed)
Lineage: Eukaryota; Viridiplantae; Streptophyta; Magnoliopsida; Poales; Poaceae
Product: lysine histidine transporter 1-like
Exons: 8
Coding region: 141-1481 (446 amino acids)
Cellular component (GO): plasma membrane
Source: RefSeq, a predicted model, not a curated record
UGAGCCGGCCUGUCGCCUUCUCUCCCCUCGCCUGUCCCUCUUUCACCUUCUCUUCCGGCCAUCACACCCGUCUCUGGCUCUCUCUUCCGGCCUCCAUUGUUGAAGGCUCAAGCUCUGUGGGGAAGGGAGCUCGGCUAAAAAUGGGGACGCAAGCGCCGCAGAACUACCCUCCUGCCAAGGAUGGAAGGACCGCUAAGGAGAAGGCGAUCGACGACUGGCUUCCGAUCACCUCGUCGAGGAACGCCAAGUGGUGGUACUCCGCCUUCCACAAUGUCACCGCCAUGGUCGGUGCCGGCGUGCUCAGCCUUCCCUACGCCAUGUCUGAGCUCGGAUGGGGUCCUGGCAUCGCCGUGCUGAUCUUGUCAUGGAUCAUCACGCUGUACACGCUGUGGCAGAUGGUGGAGAUGCACGAGAUGGUGCCGGGAAAGCGGUUCGACCGGUACCACGAGCUCGGGCAGCACGCGUUCGGCGAGAAGCUGGGGCUGUGGAUCGUCGUGCCGCAGCAGCUGGUGGUGGAGGUCGGCGUGAACAUCGUGUACAUGGUCACCGGCGGCAAGUCCCUGAAGAAGUUCCACGACGUGAUCUGCGACGGCAAGUGCAAAGACAUCAAGACCACCUACUUCAUCAUGAUCUUCGCCUCCGUCCACUUCGUCCUCUCCCAGCUCCCCAACUUCAACUCCAUCUCCGGCGUCUCCCUCGCCGCCGCCGUCAUGUCGCUCAGCUACUCGACGAUCGCUUGGGGCGCAUCGGUGGAGAAGGGGAGGGUGGAGAACGUGGACUACCACCUGCGUGCGACGACAACGCCGGGGAAGGUGCUGAACUUCUUCAGCGCACUGGGCGAUGUCGCGUUCGCUUACGCGGGGCACAAUGUGGUGCUGGAGAUCCAGGCCACCAUCCCGUCAACGCCGGAGAAGCCAUCCAAGAAGCCCAUGUGGAAGGGUGUCAUCGUCGCCUACAUCGUCGUUGCUAUUUGCUACUUCCCCGUCGCGCUCAUCGGAUACUGGGCCUUCGGUAACAAUGUCGAUGACAACAUCCUCAUCACCCUCUCCAAGCCCAAGUGGCUCAUCGCCCUCGCCAACAUGAUGGUCGUCAUCCAUGUCAUUGGCAGCUACCAGAUUUAUGCGAUGCCGGUGUUCGACAUGAUAGAGACGGUGCUGGUGAAGAAGCUGCGCUUCCCACCCGGCCUCACGCUUCGUUUGAUUGCCCGGAGUGUCUAUGUUGCAUUCACAAUGUUCAUAGCCAUCACCUUCCCCUUCUUCGGUGGAUUGCUCGGCUUCUUCGGUGGAUUCGCCUUUGCGCCAACAACUUAUUUCCUUCCCUGCAUCAUGUGGCUGGCAAUCUACAAGCCCAAAAGGUUCAGCCUCUCAUGGUUCACCAACUGGAUCUGCAUUAUUCUUGGAGUGCUGCUGAUGAUACUGUCGCCGAUUGGAGGACUUCGGCAGAUCAUCGUACAAGCUAAGACAUACCAAUUCUACUCGUAAACUACUGCCAGUCAUCUUUCGCCUCGCGAACAUGCAACAAAUCAACCAGAGCGUCUACCGCGAGUUUUUUUGCCGUGCAAAAUGGAAAAGGGGAAGUUCCAAGUACCAAAACUUGUUCCAGAUGACGAUGGUCCGAGACAUGUCGUGAAUAUGUUAAUUAUUGAUUAGUCCGGAGGGUUUGUGUUGGUUAAUCAUAUACAGAUAUUAUAUGUAUUGUUUGUCUGAAUGCUGGUGGUUUCUAUUGCUUAGACUGUCCAAAUAAGUUAAAGAGGUAACACGUGUUUUGGUUUUGUGAAA